Molecule: messenger RNA, 3612 nt
Organism: Mobula hypostoma (lesser devil ray)
Lineage: Eukaryota; Metazoa; Chordata; Chondrichthyes; Myliobatiformes; Myliobatidae
Gene: cngb1a
Product: cyclic nucleotide gated channel subunit beta 1a
Exons: 21
Coding region: 1-2625 (874 amino acids)
Biological process (GO): monoatomic cation transmembrane transport; retina homeostasis
Cellular component (GO): plasma membrane; intracellular cyclic nucleotide activated cation channel complex; photoreceptor outer segment
Molecular function (GO): intracellularly cAMP-activated cation channel activity; cGMP binding; protein-containing complex binding
Source: RefSeq, a predicted model, not a curated record
AUGACGGAGAAAAGAGAAGCACUAACCAAUGGAAUGGAAGCUAUAUAUUUGCAAUGUGAACAACUUGCGCAGCUCGCGUCGGUCUCCUGGCAACGGGAGCCGGGCGGGAGCUGUCCUUGCAGGGCUGGUGCUGAUGAGCCGGGCGCGGACACCGCAACUCCGCUCGAACACCACGGAGGUGUCCGAUUCUCGGCGGCGGGUGACCAGAAUAGUGUCUGCCCUGAGGGGACAGAGCAGAUUGUGCAGCCAUGUUAUGACGAAGUGGUUGAAUAUCAAUUAAUUGAAGCUGCUGAAGCUAGUCACCAACAUGAGGAGGAGGAGGUUCUGAAGACCAAGUUAGAACAAGAAGAGCCUCCUAAUGCCUCGUGGCCUUCAGUGAAAAUUGAAGAUGUGGAUUCUGAAGUGGAUUCUUUAAAAUCAGGUCAGAAUAAGUUGCCUCCAAUUGAGUCACCCUCCUCAACAAGCAAGAGCAGGACACUUGCAGUGCCCAACGUCCACAAGGCAACACGAAGAAAUAAGCCACCAUCCCAUGAAGCCAGUGCAGAGCAGCCAGGCCAGGAGUUACACGGUGAAGCUUGGCAAAGCCAAACAAGUCUUCAGGUUGAUGAUAGUUUCAGAUCUCAGCAGGGUUCAACAUCAAGCAUUACCAGUGCUAUUGUUAACGAGCGCCUCCAGGAAUUGGUUAAACUCUUUAAAGAACGAACGGAACGAGUCAAAGAAAAGCUUAUUGACCCUGAUGCAUCCGAGGAUGAGGGAAGCCCAACUGCAUCACCCUCGAAGGCGGCUCCGGCAGCUCCUGCCCCACCCCCAGAGGAGAAAAAGGAGGAGGAAGAGAAAGAGGAGGAGCACUACUGUGAAAUGAUGUGCUGCCGGUUUAAAACAAGACCUUGGCUCAGGCGGAUCAAAUCCGUGGGACUUCCAUCCAGCGUUGAUCCUUUCAGCAACCCUCUGUAUGUUCUGUGGUUGUCCAUCGUGGUAUUAGCCUGGAACUGGAAUGUUUGGUUAAUCCCAGUGCGCUGCACCUUUCCCUACCAAACACCCGAUAACAUCCACCUAUGGCUAUUAAUGGAUUAUUUCUGUGAUCUGAUUUACCUGACGGACAUGAUUGUUUUCCAGUCUCGUCUCCAGUUUGUAAAAGGAGGAGACAUUAUAACAGCAAGGAAGCUUAUGAGAGAAAACUACCUAAAAACCCAGAAAUUUAAAAUGGACUUGGUGUCCCUUUUGCCUUUGGAUAUUUUGUACCUUAAACUAGGCUUCAGAGUAUUGCUGAGAGUUCCACGCCUCUUGAAGUACAUGACCUUUCUUGAAUUUAAUGAUCGACUGGAAGCAAUAAUGAGCAAGGCUUAUAUUUACAGAGUGAUAAGGACGACAAUAUACUUACUGUACAGUCUGCACAUAAAUAGUUGUCUAUACUAUUGGGCAUCUGACUAUGAGGGCAUUGGAUCCACAAAGUGGGUUUAUGAUGGCGAGGGGAACAGUUAUAUGAGGUGCUAUUACUGGGCUGUGAAGACCCUGAUUACAAUUGGAGGGUUACCUGACCCAGAGACAGUGUUUGAAAUUUUUUUUCAGCUUGUCAACUACUUCAUGGGAGUCCUCAUCUUCUCUAUCAUGAUCGGCCAGAUGAGAGAUGUGGUGGGUGCAGCGACAGCAGGACAGACUUACUAUCGAACCUGUAUGGAUAACACCGUGAGAUACAUGAACUUGUACAAAAUUCCCCGAGGUGUCCAGAACCGGGUGCGGAAAUGGUAUGAAUUCACCUGGGAGUCACAAGGAAUGCUGGAUGAAACCGAGCUAUUGGUACAGCUCCCUGACAAAAUGAGACUGGACAUCGCCGUUGACGUCAACUACAGCAUUGUCAGUAAAGUCGCACUCUUCCAGGGCUGUGACAGACAGAUGGUUUACGACAUGCUGAAGCGACUCAAGUCAGUUGUGUAUCUGCCUGGAGACUACGUUUGUAAGAAGGGGGAGAUUGGGAGAGAAAUGUACAUCAUUAAAGCUGGAGAGGUCCAGGUUGUUGGUGGCCCUGAUGAUAAGACUGUGUUCGUGACUCUGCGAGCAGGCUCCGUGUUUGGUGAGAUCAGUUUGCUGUCAGUGGGAGGCGGGAAUCGGCGGACUGCAAAUGUUGUUGCUCACGGAUUUGCAAAUCUUUUCAUCCUCGACAAGAAAGACUUGAAUGACAUUCUCAUCCAUUACCCAGAUUCUCAGAAACUGCUCCGAAAGAAAGCUAAAAAACUUCUUUCUAAGGAUGGUGGAAAACCAGUAAAGAUAGGACCAAAAGGAUUCCAGCACAUCAUCCCACCCAGACCUGAGACUCCUAAAUUAUUUCUCGCAGCCCUCUCAGUAGCAGGAAAAUAUGGCAUCAAAGGAACAUUCUCUCUUAUUAAGAAGAAACUUAUGGAAUCUGCCAGCAUGCAGCCUAUCCCACAACCUCCUCCCUCUCCUGUUCAUCACCGGUCACCUGUUUUGGUAAAAAUGCCGGAGGACGUUGAUGAUGACGAUGAUGAGGUCAUUUCAGAAACAAUGGAUUCCUCUGUCUCGAUCAAGAUGUCUCCUUCACGUGAUGGGUUAAAGGAACAAAUUCUGUCCGUGGAGGUUCCAGAUGAAGAAGAAAAGUCAGAAAAGUGAUACUGCUUUGGACUUACAUUUUGUUUUGUUAAAAGUAGCAGUUAAGAGUGAGCUUCAUAAGUUGUUAAGAAUUAGGCUCACAGUGAUUUGCAUCUUUAAAAAAAACAGCUGCAUUUAUUCAGUAUAUUUCACAUCUCAGGAUGAACCGAAGUGCUUUACAGUUAAUUAAGAAAUUUUUGAAGUGUAGUGGCUGUCACAAUUUGGAGACACACAGCAUAAUCUGUUUUAGGUGUUGGUUAGUGCUAAAUCUAUUAGGGGAAACCCAACACAAACGUCUUCUGCAGUUGCUAAAACGGUUACAUAUUUUACCAUGUAAAACUACCUGUGUCUGUGUAAAGGAGACCCUAAAAAUACACUUAUGAACACAUACAUCACAUCUGACCUUUGCACCUCAUAUAAAGCCACUUCUAAAUCUGAUUCAUCAAUGGAUAUAUUCAUAAAAACAAUUCAUAUACUUGGACAUUUCACUUCAAUUACCUUAUCCGCAUUCAGAUAUACAUAUUGCACCGCAGAUAUGCCAUACACAUCAAAGGGAGACAGGUACAGGUCUUGUCCAUGGUGUUGGCAGUUAAAAAGUACUCAGAACCUAAUUACCUACGAAGCUCUUCAUAAAUAUGACUCACAUGUACUAAACAGCAACAUUAACGUAAACAUAAACAGGGCUUCAGUACCAUCAACUCGUAUAAAGUGAAACCAAGCGACAUAGGUGACAACAAGGCUUCGCUCAUAGAUGAGCUCAAUACCUUCUACGCUGACUUUAACUGACAAAACAUGGAGGAACCUUCACAAACUCCCACAGCCACCGAUGAUCUUGCGAUUUCAGUCUCUGAGGCCAAUGUGAGAGCUGCCUUCAGGCAGGUUAACCCAUGGAAAGCAUCCGACCCAGAUGGGAUAUCUGGCCAAGUACUAAAGACCUGUGCAGUUCACUGAGAUCUUUAACCUCUCACUUAACAGCCUGAGGUACCACCUGCUUCAGGCAGGCUUCAA